AUUAGAAGAACCUAGGCUGCAUUGAUAAGAGUAGUUAAUGACUCUAAACUCCAUUAGACUAAAAUUCAUGUUCCCGACGAAGUUCCCCAGAGAGUGUGCGUGCAAUUUCCUUCCAACGUACGACAAUGCUAACACUACAAGAAAUUACGAUGCUGCAGCAGCCUAGCGGAAUGUUUGCAGGUCCUCCGUGUAAAUUGAUCCAUGUGCCGGGAAGGAUAAAUGCCAGUAUAUCUUCUAAUUCGCAAGGAAUGAACAUGGAGAUGAUCCAGUCGCAGCAACAGGAGGAUAAGCAGUUGAGCAAGUUGAAUGAAGACCUGUGUUUGCCUUGUAAAGUGUGUGGGGACAAAUCGUCCGGCUUCCACUACGGGGUGAUGGCUUGUGAAGGCUGCAAGGGCUUCUUCCGUCGUAGCAUCCAGAAAAAGAUUGAAUACAAAUGUCACUUUGCUGGUAACUGUCCAAUAGAAAGAAUUAAUAGAAACCGGUGCCAGCACUGCAGGUUUAAAAAAUGCCUUGCUGUAGGCAUGUCCAAGGAUUCUGUACGAAUCGGGCGUUACUCAAAACAAAUCAAACAGCACCACAAAGAUGAGAUCACACGUUUACGAUCUCGACCCGAAACUCAGGAGGAGAAAGAGGCCCGUGAGCAGCGAGAAAUUGAACUAUUCACGCUCAGUCAGAAGGUCUUGCAGGCUUAUGAAUUAACAUGCCUUUACACGCAAAAGAACACGGAUAGAUUACUACAAGCAAAACAGGAGUAUCUUAAUAAAUUUCCUGACAAGUCGAAGAUGGGUUUACCACAUAUUGAAGGUUGUGUCUUAUCAACAGAGGAGAAGUCGUCGGAGAAGAAAACAAUUUGGAGAAUGUUUUGUGAAGCAAUUACACCAUGUGUUCAAAGAAUUAUAGAAUUUGCCAAAUGUUUACCCGGGUUCCAGACUUUACUACAGGAUGACCAAAUGACACUAUUAAAGCAAAGCUUCUUUGAAGUCUGGCUCAUUUACAUAUCACGGAUGAUCAGUGAUUCAGACGACACCAUCGGUAUCCGAGAAGACGUGGUUUUCACGCAUGAGCAGCUGAAUAAGAUGGGAAUGGCGGAUCUUUGGCGGCGGGUGUUUGAGUUCAGUACUACUUUCAAAUUGCUUAAUUUAAGCGACAUGGAAAUAGCGUUGUUCUCCGCUGUUGUUAUAAUGAGUGGCGAUCGUGCUGGCCUGAAAGAUGCAAGACAAAUUGAAAUCCAACAGGAAAAGUUUAUAGAAUGUCUACGACGUGAGGUUACGAGACGCGAGAUGAAAACUCAUCACACAUUUCCACGAUUACUCAUGAAGAUGACCACUCUAAGAUCUAUAUCGGCAUUGCAGACGGAGAAGAUGAUAUGUUUCCGUCUUGCCAGUCCGCAGGUCGAGAUUCCAUCCCUGUUAGCCGAGCUGAACGAUGUAACACAAGAAGAGUUACCGCUCAACAUAAACCUACAAACUAAUGGUAAUGCAAUACGAAGCAGGUUGCAGAAACGACCUCACGACAUAAGCGAGCAACUGCCAUUAACGAAAAUCAUAAAAACGGGAGGACUAUUCCAGCCUCCUAUGAGUAUCUCUGGUACGCGUACAACACCUGUGGAACUGGCUACAGCAAUUCACUCAUAAACAUUGAUUGGUCAAAGCGUUGCAUAGCAACUUGACCCUUUCAAAUGAUUGGUUAGCUGGUGGUUAUAUAAUUGUUUUAACUGUAGUGUGUAUAUCAACUAUUUGGGAUGAAUUUGUUGAAUAAGUGUCUUUUCUCUGGGACUUUUAUGCAUAUCAUGGGUUUUCGUUUUGGACCUUAAUUUUUUUGGAUUUAUUCUGUUUUUGGAACUUUAAUCGAUUGUGUUCCUGAACACAAAUGUAUAGACUUUUUUAAUCUGAUUGUAAACAUUUCAAUAAAUUUCAUGUCAGGAAUGAUCCCUGGUAAUACAAUCAAAUGAACUAUGAAUUAAUAUAUUGUUAUGAAUUAAUUAUCAUUGUAUUACUCAUUUCAAGAUAAACUUUUACAACUAAUAUAAUCUUAUAGGCCAAACAUCUAUUGUGUUCUCUAAGCGAGUAUGCAAAUUAUUGCCAAAUUUUAAACUUGCCAAGGUACUUAACAUUUUGAGGCUUCUUUCUUGGAUUUAAACAGGGUUUUUAAUCUUUGCUAAUCAUUUAUAUUCUCUUGUAGUCUUUCUUAUUUUACCUUAUCUCUUGUUAGUUUCCUCAGAUGAUGAAAGCAUAUCAGUUUAGUAUGAUUCAGUUGCUUCCUGAGAAACAAGUGGUUUUUUUUCCAUUUUUUAUUAUUGUGGGCCAAUAUUGGUGCUGUGAAAUAAGACACAGUUUUAAAAUUUUGUACCUUUUAACUUAUUAAUUUGCUAUGAACUUAUCAGUGUAUUGUAUAGAGGGAAAUAGUUUACCUGCGGAGGAUAACAGUACCACAUGAUGUAUAGUUAUCAUAUCAAAUUUGUUAAUAGUUUCCAAAUGGACUUCUGGAAAUAUAUGUGUUGUCCACAGCUUCUAAAGUUU
Messenger RNA from Anneissia japonica, 2519 nucleotides. RefSeq names its product nuclear receptor subfamily 1 group D member 1-like. Gene Ontology annotation, molecular function: RNA polymerase II cis-regulatory region sequence-specific DNA binding; zinc ion binding; nuclear receptor activity. NCBI's taxonomy places the organism in Eukaryota, Metazoa, Echinodermata, Crinoidea, Comatulida, Comatulidae. The transcript is spliced from 8 exons. The record is from RefSeq and is a predicted model, not a curated record. Gene Ontology annotation, biological process: cell differentiation; positive regulation of transcription by RNA polymerase II; hormone-mediated signaling pathway. Bases 126 to 1634 code for a protein of 502 amino acids.